Molecule: messenger RNA, 9948 nt
Organism: Arctia plantaginis
Lineage: Eukaryota; Metazoa; Arthropoda; Insecta; Lepidoptera; Erebidae
Source: the annotation of a GenBank genome assembly
AUGGCAGAAGCUGAGGGAGGAGCGAGCGAGCAAGAUGAUGUUUCAUUCUUGCGUACGGAAGACAUGGUGUGCUUGUCUUGCACAGCCACCGGAGAGCGCGUGUGUUUGGCAGCCGAGGGCUUUGGUAACCGACACUGCUUCCUAGAGAACAUUGCCGAUAAGAACAUACCACCCGACUUGUCGCAAUGCGUAUUCGUCAUUGAACAGGCGUUGUCAGUAAGAGCCUUGCAGGAGCUAGUAACAGCUGCUGGUUCUGAAACUGGUAAAGGAACCGGUUCUGGUCACCGCACGCUCUUGUACGGUAACGCUAUUCUCCUGCGGCAUCUCAACAGUGAUAUGUACCUCGCAUGUCUAUCCACAUCUUCGUCUCAAGACAAGCUAGCGUUUGACGUCGGUUUGCAAGAACAUUCACAGGGAGAAGCUUGUUGGUGGACCCUGCAUCCAGCUAGCAAGCAAAGGUCUGAGGGUGAGAAGGUUCGAGUUGGUGACGACUUGAUUCUGGUCUCCGUCGCCACUGAGAGAUAUUUGCAUACAACGAAAGAAAAUGAAGUAUCAAUAGUGAAUGCUUCGUUCCACGUGACGCACUGGUCGGUUCAGCCUUACGGCACUGGUAUAUCACGUAUGAAGUACGUGGGAUAUGUCUUUGGGGGUGAUGUGCUCAGGUUCUUCCACGGGGGUGAUGAGUGUCUCACUAUACCCAGUACUUGGACUCAGGAUGGGGGGCAAAAUAUCGUGGUCUACGAAGGCGGUUCCGUCAUGUCUCAAGCCCGAUCUCUGUGGAGGCUAGAACUGGCACGCACAAAGUGGGCAGGAGGUUUUAUCAACUGGUACCAUCCCAUGCGGAUUAGGCACAUCACUACUGGCCGAUAUCUGGGGGUCAACGAUCAGAACGAGCUGUAUUUAGUUAGCAGGGAAGAAGCCACCACAGCCUCGUGUGCCUUCUGUCUACGCCAAGAGAAAGAUGAUCAGAAGCAGGUGCUAGAAGACAAGGACCUCGAGGUGAUCGGUGCGCCUAUCAUCAAAUAUGGUGACUCUACCGUCAUCGUUCAGCACUCGGAGACUGGGCUCUGGUUAUCUUAUAAGUCAUACGAAACUAAGAAGAAAGGCUUAGGCAAGGUAGAAGAGAAGCAGGCUAUAUUGCAUGAGGAAGGUAAGAUGGACGACGGGUUGGACUUCUCAAGGUCGCAGGAAGAAGAGUCUCGCACCGCCAGGGUCAUCAGGAAAUGUUCCUCGCUCUUCACUAAAUUCAUUAAUGGUCUUGAAACACUUCAAGAGAACCGCCGUCACUCGAUGUUCUUCGCGUCGGUGAAUCUUAAUGAAAUGGUGAUGUGUCUUGAGGAUCUCAUCAACUACUUCGCGCAACCAGAUGAGGAUAUGGAACAUGAAGAAAAACAAAACAAGUUCCGCGCUCUCCGUAAUCGCCAAGAUCUGUUCCAAGAGGAAGGCAUCUUGAACCUCAUUCUGGAAGCCAUAGACAAGAUCAACGUCAUCACAUCGCAAGGAUUUCUGGCUGGUUUCCUGGCUGGAGACGAAUCGGGUCAGAGUUGGGAGAUGAUAUCCGGAUAUUUAUACCAAUUGCUUGCCGCCAUCAUCAAAGGCAACCACACAAACUGUGCCCAGUUCGCUAAUUCGAACCGCCUCAACUGGCUGUUCUCGCGUCUCGGCUCGCAAGCGUCGGGCGAGGGAACCGGCAUGUUGGACGUAUUACAUUGCGUGCUGAUCGAUUCGCCUGAAGCUCUGAACAUGAUGCGGGACGAACACAUAAAAGUAAUCAUAUCACUGCUGGAGAAGCAUGGCCGCGACCCCAAAGUGCUGGAUGUGCUGUGUUCCCUUUGUGUGGGUAACGGUGUGGCUGUCAGAUCUUCACAGAAUAACAUCUGUGAUUAUUUGCUACCGGGCAAGAAUCUUCUGCUACAAACGCAGUUGGUUGAUCAUGUGUCCAGUGUUCGCCCAAACAUUUUUGUGGGUCGUGUAGAAGGUUCUGCAGUAUACAGGAAAUGGUACUUCGAAGUGACGAUGGACCAUAUAGAGAAGACCACGCAUAUGAUGCCACAUCUAAGAAUUGGAUGGGCCAACACGACUGGCUACGUUCCAUACCCGGGUGGUGGAGAGAAGUGGGGUGGUAAUGGCGUCGGAGACGAUCUGUACUCUUUCGGUUUCGAUGGAGCAUUCCUUUGGUCAGGGGGUCGCAAGACGCGAGUCAACAGGGCAGACGCUGAAGAGCCGUACAUUAGAAAAGGUGAUGUGAUCGGCUGUGCGUUGGAUUUGACAGUGCCAAUCAUCAACUUUAUGUUUAACGGUGUGAGGGUUACGGGAUCCUUCACUAACUUCAACCUGGAGGGGAUGUUCUUCCCUGUCAUCAGUUGUUCCAGCAAAUUAAGUUGUCGUUUCCUGUUGGGUGGUGAACAUGGCCGUCUCCGUUACGCAGCUCCUGAGGGUUACUCCCCCUUAGUGGAGUCCCUGCUCCCGCAGCAGAUCCUGAGCUUGGAGCCCUGCUUCUAUUUUGGGAAUUUAUCGAAACGGGCGCUGGCCGGUCCACCAUUAGUUCAAGAUGAUACUGCAUUUGUACCCACGCCUGUUGAUACUUUGCAGAUAACAUUACCGUCAUAUGUUGAACAAAUCAGAGACAAGUUAGCUGAAAAUAUUCACGAGAUGUGGGCCAUGAACAAGAUUGAAGCAGGUUGGAUGUACGGAGACCAAAGAGACGACCUACACAAAAUACAUCCCUGCCUUGUCCCGUUCGAGCGCUUGCCUGCCGCUGAAAAGCGAUACGACAUUCAACUAGCUGUACAAACACUUAAAACGAUCCUGGCUCUUGGUUACUACAUAAGUUUGGAUAAGCCCCCGGCCCGUAUACGUAACGUGCGUCUACCGAACGAGCCAUUUAUGCAGUCGAAUGGCUAUAAGCCAGCACCAUUGGAUUUGAGUGCUGUCACCCUGACACCGAAAAUGGACGAAUUAGUCGACCAGUUGGCAGAAAACACCCACAAUCUCUGGGCAAGAGAGAGGAUACAGCAGGGAUGGACUUAUGGACUUAAUGAGGACCCGGAUAUGCACCGUUCUCCUCACCUGGUACCAUACCCCAAAGUGGACGAUGCAAUCAAGAAAGCCAACAGAGACACUGCUUCGGAGACAGUAAGAACUCUUCUUGUCUACGGAUACAACUUGGAUCCACCCACUGGAGAACAGCAUGAAGCGCUUUUAGCCGAAGCUUCGAAACAAAAACAAGCUGAUUUUAGGACGUACAGAGCGGAGAAGAACUACGCGGUUGGCUCCGGUAAAUGGUACUUCGAGUUUGAAAUACUCACGGCUGGACCUAUGAGGGUCGGUUGGGCACACGCCGAUAUGCCCCCGGGUAUGAUGCUUGGCCAAGAUGAAAACUCUUGGGCGUUCGACGGAUACAAUUCACAAAAAGUGCACGGCGGUUCGAGCGACACAUUCGGGCUGCAGCUCAAAGUGGGCGACAUUGUGGGGUGCUUCCUCGACGUGCUCGAUCAGACCAUUAAAGGUAAAAAACAAUUUUUCCCAACUUUCAAGGAGGAAAAGGUAUUCAGCGGUAGCACAGAGUCUUUCGGCAAGCAAUGGGCAGUCGGUGAUGUUGUUGGAGUGUUCCUAGAUCUCAUUGAUAAGACGAUAAGUUUCUCUCUAAACGGUGAACUCCUAAUGGAUGCCCUUGGAGGAGAGACCACGUUUGCUGACGUCCAAGGAGACAAUUUUGUUCCUGCUUGCACUUUGGGAGUGGGACAAAAGGCUAGGUUAACAUAUGGCCAAGAUGUGAACUCACUGAAGUACUUCACCACAUGUGGUCUACAGGAGGGAUACGAACCGUUUUGUGUGAACAUGAAGCGUGACGUCACACACUGGUACACCAAAGAUCAGCCGAUCUUCGAAAACACAGACGAGAUGAUUGAUACUAGGAUCGACGUCACGAGGAUACCAGCUGGUUCCGAUACACCACCAUGCCUUAAGAUUUCCCACAACACGUUCGAAACAAUGGAGAAGGCUAACUGGGAGUUCUUGCGACUUUCUUUACCUGUUAUUUGCCAUUCGGAAUUUAUUGAUGAGGCAGAAAAAGCUCGGCGCUGGGUAGAAAUCAAAGAACGCCAGCAAAUGCUAAUGAAGGAAGCUGUUGAAGCUCAGAUGCCAGCACACAUCGACCAGAUCAUGAGGAGUGGUUUCACAAUGAACGAUAUCAAAGGUAUGACGUACGAAGAAGUUCCUGAUGAGGUGGUUAGCAGUUCCAAGUCUAAGAGACUGCCUUCACGACCGCCGCGGAAGGGCUCCAUAACCAGAGGUGUUACUAUACAAAAUUACAAUUUGCAACCAGGCCAAGUAAACGGUAUGCAUCGGACAACUAGCGAAGCUGAAAUGUCACAUUAUGAUCUUGGAAACCAAACCUUAUCACCUGAUGAUAAGAAAGACAAACGGGGAAGGUCGCCUUUCAAGUUCUUUAGAAGCAAACGCACUGAAAGCGGAGAUCGUGCUAAAACUCGCAAAUCCAAAACGCCAGAUCCGUUCAGUGAUACCGAAGUAUCGCCUGAACGAGGCCACAGAAGACCUCACCCACAGAUCAAGGUCUCACAGGCGAAUCAAAGGUAUAACGGCAUGCAACCACGCGCCAGCCGACCUAACUUGUAUGGAAGCCAAGUUGGGCUGAAUAUGGCGACACCUACUCAAGAUCGCAAACAGAUGACAACAAGCACGCUCACCGCGGUCACGACCGAAACGGUGGGCAAUGAGAUCUUCGACGCAGAGUGCCUGAAACUCAUUAAUGAGUACUUCUAUGGUGUCAGGAUAUUCCCCGGUCAAGAUCCGACACACGUGUACAUCGGCUGGGUGACAACACAAUACCACCUCCACUCCAAGGAUUUCAACCAGAGCAAAGUCACCAAGUCCUCCGUCAUUAUCACCGACGAAUACGACAGGGUUAUUGAGAGUGUAAACCGUCAAUCCUGCUACAUGGUCCGAGCUGAUGAGCUCUACAAUGAAGUGAUGGCCGAGGCCACUGCCAAAGGAGCCUCCCAAGGAAUGUUUAUUGGCUGCAGUGUGGACUCCUCGACUGGGACUGUCUCGUUCACUUGUGAGGGAAAAGAUACUAGCAUCAAGUUUAAGAUGGAGCCAGAAAUUAAGUUGUUCCCUGCUAUCUUCGUCGAAGCUACAUCUAGAGAAAUACUACAGAUUGAGCUUGGCAGGUCGUCGACGAGUUUACCACUAUCGGCCGCAGUGCUCCCAACUAGCGACAAGCACGUCAUACCGCAAUUCCCGCCAAGACUCAAGAUUCAGUGUUUGAAGCCACAUCAAUGGGCUAGGGUGCCAAACCAAUCGCUUCAAGUACACGCUCUGAAGCUAUCAGACAUCCGCGGUUGGUCUAUGCUGUGUGAGGACGCUGUCUCUAUGCUUGCUUUACAUAUACCUGAGGAGGACCGGUGCAUCGACAUUCUGGAGCUAAUAGAAAUGGACAAACUGCUUAGUUUUCACUCGCAUACCCUCACACUCUACGCAGCAUUGUGUUACCAGAGUAACUACAGAGCCGCGCACGCUCUGUGCACGCACGUAGACCAGAAGCAGCUCCUGUACGCAAUUCAAUCCCAGUACAUGUCGGGGCCGUUACGUCAAGGGUUUUAUGACCUUCUCAUCGCAUUGCAUUUAGAGUCGCAUGCCACUACUAUGGAGGCGUGUAAAAACGAGUUUGUGAUACCUCUUGGACCAGAAUUGAAGGCGUUGUACGACGAGCCCGACAUGGGCCACAGCUUGAGGUCUCUGCAGACAGAGAGUGUUAGACCACAGAUGAAGAUGACAGACAUCGCUGAGAGCAUUACAGACAUCAGUAACCUGUACUCGCCGUACUUCCCGCUGGAAGUAGUUCGCGAGUUCGUGAUGCAAGCUCUGGCCGAGGCAGUGGAGACCAACCAAGUACACAACAGGGACCCCGUGGGAGGCAGUAAUGAGAAUCUGUUCUUACCUCUCAUCAAGUUAGUAGACCGUCUCCUGCUAGUCGGUAUGAUGCGUGACGAAGACGUGGAGAAGCUGCUCAUAAUGACCAACCCUGAAACUUGGGACCCUACCUUUGAUAAAGAAGGCAAAGACGAGCAUCGCAAAGGCCUCCUCCACAUGAAAAUGGCGGAGGGCGCUAAACUACAAAUGUGUUACUUACUACAACAUCUGAACGACAUACAGCUCAGACACAGGGUUGAGGCCAUCAUCGCCUUCGCACACGACUUCGUGGGGGAUCUGCAGACUGAUCAACUGAGACGUUACACGGAGAUCAAACAGUCGGACCUGCCCAGCGCUGUGGCCGCCAAGAAGACGAGAGAGUUCCGUUGUCCACCGCGGGAACAGAUGAACGCUAUUUUGAGUUUCAAGCACAUGGAAGAUGAAGACAAAGAGAACUGUCCUUGCGGUGAGGAGUUGAUCGCAAGAAUGAAUGAUUUUCAUGAGAGUCUGAUGGGACAUGUCUCGCUCAAUGCUUUGCAGGAGCCCGACGGACAGGAACUUACGGAACCGGAGACAAAAACAGGCGCUUUCAGUAAACUAUAUAACAUUAUAAACACUGUGAAGGAACUAGAAGAAGAAGGCAAGUCGCUUGAAGAGGAGCCCAGAAAGACUCCCGAGGAGAAGUUCCGAAAGGUUCUGAUACAGACCAUUUUUAACUGGGCGGAGGAGUCGCAGAUCGAAACGCCUAAACUCGUCAGAGAAAUGUUCAGUCUACUUGUACGUCAAUACGAUGCUGUCGGCGAGCUGAUCCGUGCUCUAGAGAAGACCUAUGUCAUUAACGCAAAGACUAAACUAGACGUGGCCGAAAUGUGGGUGGGCCUUAGUCAGAUACGAGCGUUACUGCCUGUACAGAUGAGUCAAGAAGAAGAAGAACUGAUGAGGAAGAGACUCUGGAAACUCGUCAACAAUCACACUUUCUUCCAGCAUCCAGAUUUGAUCCGAGUGUUGCGUGUGCACGAGAACGUGAUGGCGGUGAUGAUGAAUACGCUCGGACGACGUGCGCAAGCGCAGUCCGACGCGCAGCCCACGUCGCAGCCCGUUGCAGAAGACAGCAAAGAGAAGGACACUUCUCACGAGAUGGUCGUAGCCUGCUGUCGUUUCCUGUGCUACUUCUGCCGUACUGGCCGUCAGAACCAAAAGGCCAUGUUCGACCACUUUGACUUUUUGCUCGAGAACUCCAAUAUUCUGCUCGCCAGGCCAUCCUUAAGGGGUUCCACCCCUCUAGAUGUGGCUUAUUCCAGUUUGAUGGAGAAUACGGAAUUGGCUCUGGCUUUAAGAGAACACUACUUGGAGAAGAUUGCAGUCUACCUGUCGCGGUGCGGUCUGCAAAGCAACUCGGAACUGAUCGAAAAAGGAUAUCCUGAUCUCGGCUGGGAUCCAGUCGAGGGUGAACGAUAUCUGGAUUUCUUACGUUUCUGUGUCUGGGUAAACGGUGAGAGUGUAGAAGAAAACGCGAAUUUAGUGAUCCGACUCCUCAUCCGACGUCCAGAGUGCCUCGGUCCAGCUCUUAGGGGCGAAGGAGAAGGUCUACUGAAAGCCAUUGUCGACGCCAACAAGAUGAGUGAGAGAAUCGCAGACAGAAGGAAACUAAGAGAGAUAGAACAGGAGGGUGAUGUUAGUUUCAGCCACCCCCUACCGGAAUCGGAUGAAGACGAGGACUACAUCGACACGGGCGCUGCUAUCCUGAACUUCUACUGCACGCUCGUGGACCUGCUCGGCCGCUGCGCGCCUGAUGCUGCCGUCAUUGCACUCGGUAAAAAUGAAUCCCUGCGAGCUCGCGCUAUUCUACGUUCUUUGGUACCUUUGGAAGACCUUCAGGGCGUACUCAGCUUACGAUUCACUCUAAACAAUCCGGCUGCUGGAGAAGAACGUCCUAAGUCUGAUAUGCCAUCAGGUCUAAUCCCCGGUCACAAGCAAAGCGUUGGACUGUUCUUAGAAAGAGUAUAUGGUAUUGAAACUCAAGAGCUGUUUUACAAAUUACUGGAGGAGGCCUUCUUGCCUGAUCUGAGAGCGGCGACCAUGUUGGACAGGAAUGACGGUUGCGAAUCUGACAUGGCGUUGUCCAUGAACCGUUACAUCGGCAAUUCUAUCCUGCCACUGCUAAUUAAACACGCGUACUUCUACAACGAAGCGGAGAACUACAGCAGCUUGUUGGAUGCCACACUUCACACAGUGUACAGGUUAUCGAAGAACCGCAUGUUAACCAAGGGUCAACGUGAGGCGGUGUCAGACUUCUUGGUUGCCCUCACAUCAGCGAUGCAGCCCUCCAUGUUGUUGAAACUAUUGAGGAAACUAACAGUCGACGUCUCCAGACUCUCUGAGUAUACUACUGUAGCUCUUAGACUGUUGACCCUUCACUACGAGCGCUGCGCCAAGUACUACGGGUCGACGGGCGGGCAGGGCCUGUACGGCGCCUCGUCCGACGAGGAGAAACGACUCACCAUGAUGCUGUUCUCCAACAUCUUCGACUCGCUCAGCAAGAUGGACUACGAACCUGAACUCUUCGGGAAAGCGCUGCCUUGUCUCAUUGCUAUAGGUUGUGCUCUGCCACCUGAUUACUCUCUCUCCAAGAACUACGAUGACGAGUUCUACAGCAAGGAACAGACGACCACAGGUGGUUCAGACAACCCACAAUACGACCCUCAGCCCAUUAACACGUCAUCUGUAGCGUUAAACAACGACCUAAACACCAUAGUACAGAAGUUCUCGGAGCAUUACCACGAUGCGUGGGCGUCGAGAAAGAUCGAGAACGGAUGGGUGUACGGAGAGUCCUGGUCGGACUCGCAGAAGUCCCAUCCGCGACUCAAGCCUUACAACAUGCUUAAUGAUUACGAGAAAGAGCGAUACAAGGAACCAGUUCGUGAGUCUCUGAAGGCUCUCCUCGCUAUCGGCUGGUCGGUGGAACAUUCCGAAGUAGACAUCCCCAGUACCAACCGCAGUUCUAUGAGAAGACAGUCCAAAUCUGGAGGCCGCCCACCCGAUGUAUUGACUGACUCAGCCACACCAUUCAACUACAACCCACAUCCUGUUGACAUGACGAACUUAACCCUGUCAAGAGAAAUGCAGAAUAUGGCCGAGCGGUUGGCGGAGAACGCCCACGACAUUUGGGCGAAGAAGAAGAAGGAGGAGCUUGUUACUAAUGGAGGUGGAAUACACCCUCAGCUAGUUCCCUACGACCUCCUCACAGACAAGGAAAAGAAAAAAGACCGCGAACGUUCCCAGGAGUUCCUCAAAUACCUUCAAUACCAAGGCUACAAAUUACACCGGCCGAGCAAAGUGAGCGACAGCACUGAACAAACCACUACCGGUGUAGCAAUAGAGUUGAGAUUCGCUUACUCGCUACUCGAGAAACUGAUUCAGUAUAUAGACAGAGCGACUAUUAAUAUGAAGCUGUUGAAACCGUCUACCACUUUCAGUAGAAGGACCAGUUUUAAAACUAGUACAAGGGAUAUUAAGUUCUUUUCAAAGGUGGUUUUGCCUCUGAUGGAGAAAUACUUCUCCACCCAUCGCAACUACUUCAUAGCGGUGGCAACGGCUACGAACAACGUCGGAGCCGCCAGCUUGAAGGAGAAGGAGAUGGUUGCUGCGCUGUUCUGUAAGCUGGCCAGCUUAUUGAGAUCCAGACUGGCUGCUUUCGGUCCCGACGUACGCAUCACAGUACGGUGUCUGCAAGUCCUGGUGAAGGGUAUCGACGCCAAGUCCCUCGUCAAGAACUGUCCCGAGUUCAUCAGAACCUCCAUGCUGACAUUCUUUAACAACGUGGCUGACGAUGUGGGACAUACUAUCGUAAAUUUGCAAGAUGGUAAAUAUGCACAUCUUCGCGGCACCCACCUGAAGACAUCUACCUCUCUAGGCUACAUCAAUGGGGUGCUACUUCCCAUACUGACCGCCAUGUUUGAUCAUCUGGCCAACUGCGAGUAUGGGGCCGACCUCUUGUGUAAGUAUACCAUCUAA